AUGUUAGCGAUGAUAUUGCUGCUAUUGCUACGAUUAUCGGCACCCACCUUGGCUUGCUUCGGAGGUCUUGGAGGUCUUGGAGGAGGAGGAGGUCUUGGAGGUCUUGGGCUACCAUCGCUUGGAGGAGCAGGAGUUGGAGGAGGAAUGGCUUGUUGCCCGACAUGCCCUUCAUGCUCAGCGCCUGCGGCUGCUGUCGCUGCUCCUGCUUCAUAUGCUGCACCUCCCGCUGCUUCAUUUGUUGCACCACCUCCUGCUUCAUAUGCUGCACCUCCUCCUGUGUAUGCUCCACCCGCUCCUGCAAUUCCUCCGGCAUCAGCACCAGUUCCAAUGCCUGCACCCGAACCAGCACCAGUAGCAGCACCUGCACCCGAAGCAGCACCAGUGCCCGCGUCUGCACCUUCAUACGGUGCAUCACUGGACGGCGGAGCAUCAGUCGCAGCUGGGCCCACUGCAUCGGUAAUGAUGCCAAAGAUUAUAGUCCAAACUCCGAUUAUUCGAGCUCCACGACCGCCGCCACCUCCACCUCCUCCACCGCCGCCACCACCACCACCACCUCCACCACCACCAUCUGUUCCCCAGACUCUGCCAAUGUGCACCGGAGCCGAGGUUGGACUUGGAUGUGAAGAUGUAUCGGGGCCUGCACAGUUGCCAUACGCGCUCCCUCAGCAAAGGAUCGAACCGGCUGCUCCAGAGAUCAUAAGUGUGAAGUCGAAGGUCAAAGUUACAACAGAAGAGCCUGCUUCACAAGAACAGAUUGAUGAGGUCGAGGAAAUAGCGCAAGUAACUGAAGAGCCCAAGGAAGUAACUGAUGAACCGGAUAUGGGAGAGGAGGUAGUUGAAGAGCUUGCAACAGAGCGAACUACACAACCGGCCAAGGUCUUAUUCACCACACCAUCUACCACAAUCUCGCCUAUACCUGUUUUUACAGAGGUGCUGACAACCUUUACAACGCAAGCACCGCAAACUGAGGUGCUGACAACCUUUACAACGCAAGCACCGCAAACCGAGGUGCUGACAACCUUUACAACGCAAGCACCGCAAAUCGAGGUUUUGGUCAACCAAUUUACUACACCUACCACUACUACGCGGCGGCAAGACGUGACAUUCAUGGCAGUGGAGCCCGUGCAUGAGGUGGAGGAGUAUGAUGAGGAGUACCAAGAGCCACAGGAGCAAGAGGAGCAUGUAGUAGAGGUGCAAAUGCCUGCAACUGAACCGUUCAGACCAACGACCGAACGUUUUAUGGACACAACACCCUUGACUCCACCUACUACAUCAAGUGUUCUUGAUUUUGAAUCGGUUAAUCAACAGCAGGAAAUGAUCACCUAUCAGCCGAUUACAGUCCCUACUCCAACUGAAGUGACAGAAUUACAAAAAUUUGUAGCUAUUACUGCUUCACCUUUGGCAGAGGCAAAACGAAAUUUUAAGGGAAGCACACCAAAGGCAACAGUGUCGCACCCUAUGCCUAAUCGGGUCAUUCAGGGGCAUGGCUUUGGCACUGAUUUUACAACAGUUCAAACUCCAGCACCUCGAUUGGGCGUGACAAACCCUUCCAUUGAGGUGAUAGAGCAGAUGACAAUGACACAAGUGAUGCCCAGUCGAAUCAUCCAAUCUCACGGCUUCAUACCAAAAGCUCCUAUCAUGAAGACUAUUUCUGGUAAAAUUGUUGAGUCACAUGGGUUUAUCAGUCAGACUGAAGGCGCAAGCAUGAAGACAAAUCCGGUGAUUCAAUCACAUGGAACCGUUCCACAGAACUUACCGAGCGUUAGCAGGACAAUUACAGUCAUCCAAGGCAGUGGAAUUACCUCACAGAAAUCAUCAAGCAGUAGCGGGUCAAAUCCGGUAAUUCAGGGUAAUGGCUUUGCCCCACAGACUCCAUUGAGUAGUAGGGGGCCAAAUCCGGUAAUCCAAGGAAAUGGCUUCACCACACAGAAUCCACCGAGCAGUAGCAGGCUAAAUCCGAUUAUUCAAAGCAAUGGAAUUGCUUUACAGAAUACACUAGACGGAAGCGGGUCAAAUCCUGUAGUCCAAGGCAAUGGUUUCACAACCCAGAAUCCGUCCAGUAAUAGUAGAACAAAUCCUGUAAUUCAAAGCAAUGGUUUUACAUCCAAGAAUCCGCCCAGUAAUGGUAGGACAAACCCGGUAAUUCAAGGCAAUGGCUUUACAACUCAGAAUCCGCCUGGUGAUAGUAGGACGAACCCUGUGAUUCAAGGCAACGGCUUUGCAACCCAGAAUCCGUCCAGUGGUGGUAGGACGAACCCGGUGAUCCAAGGCAAUGGCUUUACGACUCAAAAUCCGCCCAGUGGUGGCAAAACAAAUCCGCUAGUACACGGCAAUGGCUUUGCUCCGGAGACGACAACGGAAAUUGGAACGAAUCGAGUCGUCCAAACUGGCGGAUCUAUUCAGGCUACGAGUCAGGCUGGGUCAAAUCGAGUCAUCGAAUCUAGCGGAUCUAUUUCACAAGUGACGUCCACACAGACAGACACUGAUCAAAUCACGCAAAAUGGCGUUGUUAAUCAAACAACAGUGACAAAUACCAUGUCCAAUUCGAUUGUUCAAUCAAACGGACAUAUUAAUCAGACGCAGACUAAUUCUAACCCCAUCGUCGAGUCGCACGGAUUUGGUGAUCAGCUUACAACAAUGAAACACGACUUCAACAAUCGAAUCAAUCCCACUAUGGAAGUAAUCCAACAGACAACACCGGCAUUCAAACCUUCCAUACUGUCUCAAAAAAUUCCUCAGACAUUCUUGUUGCCUGUCCAGUCUGUGCAAUUAGUCGGAGCUCAAGGUCUAGGUCCAAGCUUGUUAGAUGUCGCUCCACAGGUAUUUGUAACACCUCAGCCCGGUCGCCUCGUUCAAGCACUAGCACAAGGUGGCAUUGAACUUGGACCUCAGACAUUCGUGGCGACUGCUCAGCCAGCGCAGUUAAUUCGAGUAGAAACAGUGGGCGAUAAUGUGAUCAGUGGUAUACCUCAGGGUUUUUCCGGUACCGUUGGAAGCGGUGGAUUCAUUCAAACAGUGAACCGAAAUGGAGGAGGCGAGAACCAAGCUGUCUUAAUCUCAUCCCAGCCUAGCCAGCUGAUCCGCGUUCAGGCACUAGACGACGGUUCGGAUAAAAAGGGACAGACAUUUUUGGCAACCAAUAAUCCAAUGCACAAGGUUGCAGCAGCAGCAUCACAGGAAGACACCCAGAAUGCCCUCGACUAUGGACAACCAAUUGAAGAAGAGAGCCAGGGUGUGAUGAGCAGCACACGACAGAUAGCCAAUAUAGAUAAAGUCGAAACCACAACAGAGACGGAGGAAACCUAUAACAGGGCAAAAAAGGUAGCCGGACUUCAUCAUAAAGCAGCUAUAGAUCUUAUGGAAGAACUGCAACGAGACUACAGACGGGUCUAAUCACUUCAUGUAGUUAUUGCCAAUCAGCCAUGUGAUAUACUGUUGCCACUCAACCUUUAUAUGUAAAUAUCGUUGUUAAUUAUCAGAUCGAAUAGGGAUGUCACCUUUAUGUUUAUUUAAGUAUUUAUUGAUUUUUUGCUCCGCACCUUUAGUAAUACAUCUGAGCUGGACCUCAUCGCUCAGCAAGCAAUUCGCCAU
This is a messenger RNA of Cylicocyclus nassatus, 3591 nucleotides long. The record is from the annotation of a GenBank genome assembly. NCBI's taxonomy places the organism in Eukaryota, Metazoa, Nematoda, Chromadorea, Rhabditida, Strongylidae.